Messenger RNA from Manis javanica (Malayan pangolin), 1859 nucleotides. It is a transcript of the gene MRI1, whose product is annotated as methylthioribose-1-phosphate isomerase 1. The record is from RefSeq and is a predicted model, not a curated record. Gene Ontology annotation, molecular function: S-methyl-5-thioribose-1-phosphate isomerase activity. NCBI's taxonomy places the organism in Eukaryota, Metazoa, Chordata, Mammalia, Pholidota, Manidae.
UCUGUGCAUGAGGCCACCAGCAGCGCUCCGGCUGGAGAACUCUGCCAUCUGCGGGUGCCCAUUUGUAGUUUGGGGGUCGUGCUAUGUAUGACCCUCCUCUAGUCAGCCUAACGCUAAACACGGGGCCUGGCAUCUAGGAGUUGCCCUAUAACGGCGCCACCUUUGUGGUUCCGGGAGAGGGGGUAAGCUAUCCUGGGUAGGUCAGGGAGGUGUGUUAGGACCCGCACCGUGGACAGAGGUACCAGAGGGGUUGAUGUGCGCGUGCGCUUCCUUCGGGACGCCCGCCCCUAGAACUCCGGCCCCGCCCCCUGCACGCGCCACGGUUGCUUCCCGCUGCGCUGGCAGGGAGGCUGUGAGCAAGGCGGCGAAACCAUGUCUCUGGAGGCGAUCCGCUAUUCGCGGGGUUCGCUGCAGAUCCUCAACCAGCUACUGCUGCCCCAACAGAGGCACUACGAGGCGGUGGGCUCGGUGCGCCAGGCCUGGGAGGCCAUCCGUGCCAUGAAGGUGCGCGGCGCCCCCGCCAUCGCGCUUGUGGGCUGCCUCAGCCUCUCCGUGGAACUGCAGAAGGGCGCCGGGGGGCCGGGGCUCGCCGCGCUCUUGGCCUUCGUGCGCGAUGCGCUGAGCUUCCUCGUCACCGCCCGUCCCACCGCCGUCAACAUGGCCCGCGCCGCCCGCGACCUAGCCGACGCUGCAGCCCUGGAGGCGGAGCGCGAAGGCGCCACGGAGGAGGCGGUCCGGGAGAGAGUGAUCCGCUAUGCUGAGGACAUGCUGGAGAAAGACCUCAAGGACAAUCAGAGCAUCGGGGACCUGGGAGCCCACCACCUCCUGGAGCGGACAGCCCCUGGGGGUGGCAAGGUGACUGUGCUGACCCACUGUAACACUGGUGCCCUGGCCACUGCUGGCUAUGGCACAGCCCUGGGUGUGAUCCGCUCACUGCACAACCUGGGCCGUCUGGGUCAUGCCUUCUGCACAGAAACCCGGCCCUACAACCAGGGAGCCCGGCUGACAGCCUUCGAGCUGGUCUAUGAGCAAAUCCCCGCCACCCUCAUCGCUGACAGCAUGGCAGCAGCUGCUAUGGCCCACCGGGGUGUGUCAGCUGUCAUUGUGGGAGCCGACCGUGUGGUUGCCAAUGGUGACACAGCCAACAAGGUGGGCACCUACCAGCUGGCCAUCGCUGCCAAACACCAUGGCAUCCCCUUCUACGUGGCUGCCCCCAGCUCCUCGUGUGACCUCCGUCUGGAGACAGGCCAGGAAAUUGUCAUCGAGGAGCGCCCAGGGCAGGAGCUGACUGAUGUCAACGGGGUCCGGAUUGCAGCGCCUGGGAUUGGGGUUUGGAAUCCUGCCUUUGACGUCACCCCCCACGACCUCAUCACUGGCGGCAUCAUCACGGAGCUGGGUGUCUUUGCCCCUGAAGAGCUCCGGGCAGCCCUAAGUGCCACCAUCUCCUGAGGGGAGUAGGGAAAGCAACCAGGGCCUUUGCUUGGCUUCUGAGAGCAGAGCAGCUGAGCCACGCUGCCCAAGUUCAAAUCCCAAUUCUGCCACUUUAUUUGCUCUGUGACCUUAGCGCAGUCAUUUCAGCCUCUGCACACGUUUGUCCUUGUGCAUAAAGUGGGAACGAUAGUACCACCACCACCCCUAGGUUGCUGCCAGGACUAUAACUAGGCUGAUGUCUCAGGUCCAAAAAGCUCAGUACAGUAAUCAAGAUAAGAAAUAGAUUUGUGCAAUAUAUUUUUUUAAUCAAAAUCACUGCAAAAAAACCUGUAAGGAACAAAAUACUGAAAUAUUAAAUAGAGUAGAACUUUGCACUUACUCAACUUGUUACCCUCCCUUGUUCCAAUAAAGCUUUGUUUACAACAUUA